CACACAGUAGUCACAUUUCACAGCACCCUACUCAGAGUAAAUAGAGUGGUUGGCUCUCCCACACACACAGUCCCCCAUUUCUCCACUCUUUUUGCUCUCUCUCUCUACUCACUGCUGCGAAGCGCCUCCACUCGCAGAGUUAGUGAUAAACUAGCUUAUUGGUUUAUAAAUUCACGAAACAGAAAUGGAUCCCGCUGGUAAUGGGGCUGGAGAUGAAUUGCCUCUGCCUCCCCCGAUUCCUCCAAAUGUUAUUCCGAUCAAAGCAGCAGAAUCUGAUAAAAAAAAGGUUGUCCGUACUCCAAUGGCUAGACGAGGCCUGGGAACGCGGGGAACCAAGGUUACCAUUCUGACCAAUCAUUUCAAAGUGAAUGUGAGCAACGUGGACGGGCAUUUCUUCCAUUACAGUGUUGCCCUUUUCUACGAGGAUGGUCGGCCCGUGGACACCAAAGGCGUUGGCAGAAAAGUGAUGGAGCGGGUGCACAAGACGUAUGAUACUGAACUGGCUGGGAAAGACUUUGCUUACGAUGGGGAGAAGAGUUUGUUCACGGUCGGCGCACUUCCACGCAACAAGCUCGAGUUUACCGUUGUGCUUGAAGAUGUCACCACAGUGAGCAGGAACAAUGGAAACACUAGCCCUGGAGGCCACGACGAUAAGAAGAGGCUAAAGCGGUCUAAUCAGUCCAAGACUUUCAAAGUGGAGAUAAGUUUUGCCGCCAAAAUCCCAAUGCAGGCCAUAGCAAACGCAUUGCGCGGCCAAGACUCUGAAAACUCGCAAGAAGCUUUACGUGUUUUGGACAUCAUAUUAAGGCAGCAUGCGGCCAAGCAGGGCUGCUUGCUGGUGCGUCAAUCCUACUUCCAUAAUGAUCCGAACAACUUUGCUGAUGUCGGGGGCGGGAUUCAAGGCUGCCGGGGAUUUCAUUCCAGCUUUAGGACCACACAAAGUGGUUUAUCUUUGAACAUUGAUGUCUCCACAACCAUGACUAUCAAGCCUGGUCCCCUCAUCGAUUUUCUGAUCGAGAAUCAAAAAGUGAGAGACCCCUUUUCCGUGGACUGGGUAAAGGCAAAACGGACUAUGAAGAACUUGCGUGUGACGGCUAUCCCCACUAACCAAGAAUUCCGGAUAACGGGUUUAAGUGAGAAGCCUUGCUGCGAACAAACGUUUGAAUUAAAGCAGAAAGGUAAGGAUGGUGAAUUUCAAACUACUGAAGUGACUGUCUAUGACUACUUUGUAAAGCACCGAAAUAUUGAGCUGAGAUAUUCGGCUGACCUCCCUUGCAUAAAUGUGGGAAGGCCAAAGCGUCCGACUUACUUCCCUGUUGAGCUAUGCUCGCUUGUUUCGUUGCAACGGUACACAAAAGCUUUAACCACACUUCAAAGAGCUGCCCUUGUGGAGAAAUCACGACAAAAACCCCAAGAAAGGAUGUCGGUUUUGAACAAUGCUUUGAAAAUCAAUGACUAUGCUUCGGUGCCAAUGCUCCGUUCUUGUGGGAUUUCUAUCAGUAAUUCAUUCACUCAGGUUGAUGGCCGUGUCCUGCCACCGCCUAAACUGAAAGUUGCCAACGGCGAUGAUCUGUUUGUUCGCAAUGGACGAUGGAAUUUCAAUAACAAGAAAUUUGUUUAUGCAAGCAAGAUUGAACGUUGGGCCGUGGUGAACUUCUCGGCUCGUUGUGAUGUGCAUGGCCUUGUCAAAGAUUUGAUGAGACUCGGUAGAGACAAAGGAAUUACUGUGGAAGAUCCAUUCGAUGUUUUUGAAGAAAACCAGCAGUACCGACGAGCUCCUCCCAUGGUUAGGGUGGAGAAAAUGUUUGAAUAUGUGCAAUCAAAGCUUCCCGGCCCACCCAAGUUCCUACUAUGUUUGCUUCCUGAGCGGAAAAAUUGUGACAUUUAUGGCCCAUGGAAGCGUAAAAACCUGUCGGAUUUCGGAGUUGUUACUCAAUGCUUGGCACCGGGGAGAGUUAAUGAUCAGUAUCUGACAAAUCUGCUACUGAAGAUAAAUGCAAAGCUGGGUGGGUUGAACUCGGUGCUAGCUGCUGAGAUAUCACCUUCGAUUCCAAUGGUCUCUAAGGUGCCCACACUGAUUCUUGGAAUGGAUGUAUCGCAUGGCUCACCUGGACAGUCCGAUAUCCCCUCCAUUGCUGCGGUUGUUAGCUCGAGGCAGUGGCCUUCAAUUUCUCGGUAUCGAGCAUGUGUCCGCACCCAAUCACCAAAGGUGGAAAUGAUAGAUUCCCUCUACAAUCGUGUGUCGGACUCUGAGGAUGCUGGCAUUAUGAGGGAGACUUUGUUAGAUUUCUAUGUUAGUUCGGGGAAGAGAAAGCCAGACCAAAUAAUUAUAUUCAGAGACGGUGUGAGCGAGUCACAGUUCAAUCAAGUACUGAACAUCGAAGUGAGCCAAAUAAUAGAGGCUUGCAAGUUCCUCGAUGAGAAAUGGUCUCCCAAGUUUGUGGUGAUUAUUGCGCAGAAAAAUCACCACACGAAAUUCUUCCAGCAAAAUUCUCCCGACAAUGUGCAGCCAGGGACUGUCAUCGAUAAUAAAGUCUGUCACCCGAGAAAUUACGACUUUUAUUUGUGCGCACAUGCCGGGAUGAUUGGAACAACGAGGCCGACUCAUUACCAUGUGCUAUUAGAUGAUGUGGGCUUUUCGGCGGAUGAUAUGCAGGAACUCGUGCACUCUCUGUCUUACGUGUAUCAGCGCAGCACGACAGCCAUAUCCAUUGUGGCGCCCAUUUGCUACGCCCACUUGGCGGCAACACAAUUAGGACAGUGGAUGAAGCUGGAAGACGCAUCAGAAACGUCUUCAAGCCAGAAUGGUGGUGGAUCUGGAUCAGGCAACGCCCACGCCCCUCCAGUGCCUCCAAUGCCCAAGCUGCAGGAGAGCGUCCGCGACUCCAUGUUUUUCUGCUGAGGGAGGUUGCCUGUCUGUCUUGUCUUGUCUUGUCUUGACCCCUCCCUCCCAGGAGGAGGAUGUAGGUAGGUAAUAUCUCACUAGGUUGUCUGUGUCUGUCUGUCUGUCUGUUUGUUUGUUUGUGUGUGUUAAAAACUCGAAACUAGGACUAUAUAUAUAUAUAUAUAUGUUUGUAUGUAUGUAUGUCUGCGUGUUUAUUACAUUUGUGUUGGAUCCAACGGCCUAGCCUAGCCUGGCCUGGGAGCGACUACUACUAGUUGCUGCUGUUAUGACUUACGAAUGGGAGACUCCACUCUUGGUUGGAUCAGUGUAGUGUUGUAUUAUGUCGUAAUACUAUAUGUCUUAAAAUUAUUCGUAUUAUUGUUGUAAAUUUAUUCUCU
Messenger RNA from Andrographis paniculata, 3282 nucleotides. Its product is annotated as protein argonaute 4-like. The record is from RefSeq and is a predicted model, not a curated record. Gene Ontology annotation, cellular component: cytoplasm. Gene Ontology annotation, molecular function: RNA binding; protein binding. The transcript is spliced from 23 exons. Gene Ontology annotation, biological process: regulatory ncRNA-mediated post-transcriptional gene silencing. The coding region runs from base 185 to 2902 and encodes 905 amino acids. NCBI's taxonomy places the organism in Eukaryota, Viridiplantae, Streptophyta, Magnoliopsida, Lamiales, Acanthaceae.